Messenger RNA from Heterotrigona itama, 3016 nucleotides. Lineage: Eukaryota; Metazoa; Arthropoda; Insecta; Hymenoptera; Apidae. The record is from the annotation of a GenBank genome assembly.
AUGAAUCCUGAUUUACCUUAUCACGUGGAAUAUGCGAAAAGUUCGAGAGCUUCUUGUCAAUAUUGUAAGAAGUCUAUUGAAAAGGAUUCGUUGAGACUCGCCGUUAUUGUUCAGAGUCCUGUUCAUGAUGGAAAGAUAACAAGAUGGUAUCAUUCACAAUGUUUUUUUAUAAAACAAAGACCAAAAACUACUGCCGAUGUAGGAAAUUUUGAUAAUAUUCGUUGGGAGGAUCAGAAAGAAAUUCAAAAGAAAAUUGAGGAAACGAAGACUUUUCCAGUACCUUCGUCUGGAAGAGGAAAAAAGCGUGGUGGUACUAGUAGUAAAUCUGCAGGUCCACUAUGUAAUUUUUUAGUGCAAUAUGCAAAAUCUAGUAGAUCAAGUUGCAAGGCCUGUGAGGAAAAGAUAGUACAGGGUGAGGUCAGAAUAUCAAAGAAAGAUUUUGAAAGUGAAGAAGGCAGAAAAUAUGGUGGCAUAGAUAGAUGGCAUCAUCUUGAAUGCUUUGUUAAAAUAAGAGAAAACUUAGAAUUUUAUGAGAGUGGAAAUAUGAUACCUGGUAAUAAUGAACUUUCCAAAGAUGAUCAAAAGAAACUGAAGAGUGCUUUACCACAGAUUAAAACAGGUGAUGCUCCACUAAUUAAAAAAGUGAAAGAAGAACCAAAAGAUGCAGAGGAAGAGAAAGAAAUGAAAAAACAGAAUGAUGAAUUGUUUAAAAUUAGAGAUACAUUAUCUUCUGUGAAGAAAUCUGACCUCAUUGCUAUGUUGGAAGAAAAUGAACAACAAAUUCCAGAAGGUGUUUCAUCUGUAAUUGACCGUUUAUCGGAUGCGAUUUAUUUUGGAGCUUUAAAGCCUUGCCCAAAGUGUAGUGGACAGCUUGUGUAUAAUUCAGGCAUUGGAUACAAAUGUACUGGAGAUUUAACAGAAUGGACAAAAUGCGAAAAUGUCACACAAAAUCCUAACAGAAAAAAAUUCAUAAUAUCAUCAGAUAUGAAGGAAACAUAUACUGAUCUCAAAUCUUUAAAAUGUAAAGUUAGAAAACGACUUGUAAAGAUAUCCGUGCCAUCAACAUCUAGUAUAAUAAAAAAAGAGGAUGAAGUCGAUUCUGGAACCAAAGUUGCGGCAAAACCUAGGCCAUUAAAACAUAUGCAAUUCGUUAUUAUAGGACACAUAGGAAAAGAUAAAAAUACUUUAAAGAAAGAAAUUUUACACUUAGGAGGAGAAGUAAUUACAAAACUCCAUGAGAAUGUAGCUGCUGUUAUAUCCACACAACGUGAAAUAGAUAAAAUGAGUAAAAAAAUGGAAGAAGCUAAGAACCUUAAUAUUCAAGUUAUUACUGAAGACUUUAUUGAAGAAGCCAAAGAGUAUACAAAACCUGCUAUAUCACUUAUUAAAAAGAAAACUAUUUCAAGUUGGGGUGGCAACUUGUCUGAUAGAAUUAAUAUUCUCGCAGAAAAAUCUAAUGUCUCAAAAAGUAAAGGUAAAAGUAUAUAUGAAAAGUCAGGAUCUGGUAAAAUGAAAUUGCAACUAAAAAAAGGUGAAACUGUUGAUCCACUUAGUGGUUUACAAGAUUGUGCUCAUGUAUAUCAACAGGAUAAAAAUAAAUAUAGUGUUACAUUGAUAUUAUCGGACAUACAAACUAAGAAAAAUAGCUAUUAUAAGUUGCAGAUUUUAAAGCACGAUAAGAAAAAUGAAUAUUGGUUGUUUAGAAGCUGGGGUAGAAUAGGAACAACUAUUGGUGGUUCAAAAGUAGAACGCUUGUCUGUGGAAGAAUGUGUAGAACAGUUUGAGGCUUUAUACGAAGAAAAAAGCGGAAAUUGUUGGAGUCAAAGAGAAAAUUUUGUUAAAGUACCUCAUAAAAUGUAUCCAGUCGAUAUUGAUUAUGGAGACGAUGUACAGACAAAAAUGUUGGACUCUGAUAUUAAGAGUGAGUUAGAACUACCAAUUCAAGAUUUAAUGAAACUAAUUUUCGAUGAGACGAGUAUGAAGAAAGUGAUGAUUGAAUUUGAAAUUGAUAUAGAAAAAAUGCCUCUUGGAAAACUAUCUAAAAAACAAAUUCAAAAAGCAUAUUCAGUAUUAACAGAGUUACAAGAAGUAUUAAAGAAGAAAAAUUUUGAUUCAAUUCAAUUGGUUGAUGCAUCCAAUAGAUUUUACAAUUUAAUACCUCAUAAUUUCGGAGUAUCUGAACCUAAAAUUUUGAAUUCAAUGGAAGAAAUUCACGUUAAGUGCCAAAUGUUGGACGCGUUGCUUGAGAUGGAAAUUGCCUAUUCACUUUUACACACUAAGACAGAUGCAACAAAGAAUCCGCUUGAUGCUCAUUAUGAGCAGCUUAAAACUGAAAUUAAAAUAUUGGAUAAGGAAAGUGAGGAAUAUAAUGUCAUCAAACAAUAUGUACAAAAUACUCAUGGAAAGACUCAUACACUAUAUGAACUUGAAAUUGAAGAAAUAUUUGUUAUUAAAAGACAAGGGGAAGACACUAGAUAUAAGCCAUUUAGAAAACUGCCCAACAAAAAAUUAUUGUGGCAUGGUUCUAGAACGACUAACUUUGCUGGUAUACUUGCUCAAGGUUUGAGAAUAGCACCACCAGAAGCUCCCGUUACCGGUUAUAUGUUUGGUAAAGGUAUAUAUUUCGCAGACAUGGUUUCUAAAUCUGCGAAUUAUUGUUGUACAAACAGCGAAAAUCCUACGGGUUUGUUGUUGCUUUGCGAAGUGGCAUUAGGUAAUAUGUAUGAAAGAUAUCAUGCGGAUUAUAUUGAAAAAUUACCAAGUGGCAAACAUUCAACAUGGGGUCGUGGACAAACACAACCUGAUCCUGAAAGUGUUUAUAAAAUGAAAGACGGUAUUGAAGUUCCAUAUGGUGUGCCUGUAUCUGCUAAACUACCAAAAAAAUCUGAUUUAUUAUACAAUGAAUAUAUUGUAUAUGAUAUUGCUCAGGUAAAAGCACGGUAUUUAUUGAAAAUGAAUUUCAAAUAUAAGGAAUAAUAUUUUUUUAAAUAUUUAAACUAUUAAAAUAUAGAAAUAA